UAAGGCUAAUUUAUGACAAAUGUUCAUUUACAUCCAGAUUGUAAACAUUAACGCUUUAAAUGCAUACAUAAAAUUCGUCCAGUCUUGUAAUAUGAAAAGCAGCACUCUGGUUGUAACAGCUAGCUAAAUAACUUGACGUAAACACUACAACGGUUCGGUGUCGGAAAUGAUAGUUUUACGUCCUGUGCUGCGCUCCACUGCUCGUCACCUCGGUGUUUCUCAGGUCCGGUUCUGGGAGCUUAUGGGUUCUAAACGGAAAACAAGACUGCCUUUGUCCGUCCAGCGUUGGUGCUCUUCGGAAACUUCUGGGUUAUCAUCUGAUCAUCUGUGCUCUGGAACUGUCGAGUACCAGUACUUAAAGAAGUACUUUGUAAGGAGACUAAAGGCAACAUAUCACAGGUUCCACAGUAUACCUGAUUACUCAGUGGUGUGUGGAUGUCACCAUGUAUACUUCAUUAAAGAUGAUGGCAUCUACAGAAUAGACAAAAGAGAUGGUAUACUAGAGCCUGAACAGGUGGUAAAUCUGGAACAUGUAUCGAGGGGGGGAGGGAAGACGAGAGCUGAGAAUGAUGAGAGGUUUCAGUGGACAAUUCAGAGAAUCCGUCUGUCUCCACAAGAAAAGCAUCUCGCAGCCACACUGAAAUCUAGCCACAAAGAAGAGCUCAGGUGUGUUGUUGUGAGACUUGGAGAGAGAAGUAUUCCCCUUUUGCCCCCCCACAACAUCCUUCUUGAGCUUGAGAGUGUCUUCAGCUUUGAGUGGGCAACAGAUGAUGUCCUAUUUUACACAACUUUGGAAGGGCUGCGUUCCAGCUCUGUGUUUCGCCUGCACCUCGCUUCCGAUGGCAGCAGCAAAAUAACGUCUGUGUAUGAAGAAACUCACCCCGAUGUGUUUGUGGAGGUUGCCCUGUCUAGAGACCGACAGAUUCUCACCAUCAACUGCAACAGUAGAACGAGUUCAGAGGUGAUGCUGAUUGAUGUGACAAAAUCCUGUUCAGAGCCUUUGGUGAUUCAACCUCGCCAGCUGGACCUCCUGUACUAUGUGGAGCACUGGAAAGGAUUUCUCAUUAUACUGGUGAAUACAGGGCCAGCACAGGAAUAUCAGGUGAUGCAGGCUCCCGUCUCUGAGCCAUCAAUGGCCUCUUGGGUGACUUUGUUUGCCCCUAGCCCUGACACUGCUAUCAAAGACAUGGAUGUAGUUGGAGACUACCUUUUGUUGGUUGCAAACACACCAGCCGGUAAACUCACUUUAAAUGUGAUGAGCCUGAGCAAUCUCAAGGAAACACACAUCAUACAGCUCCCCUCCUGGGCUUGUGCUAUUGAAACCAAGAAGCCAGGCGUGGCAGACCAGCAAGGUGUGUUAGAAUUCCUGUUAUCGUCUCCAGUCCACCCACCAGUGCCAUACUCUCUGGAUCCUGGGAAAGGUCUCUUAUUAUCAGACGCAGGAAAUCAGACCUACUUAGAGAGCCAAGACAAGUAUAUCACCACACGCUUGGAGGCCUGCAGCCAAGAUGGCACCUUAGUGCCAGUGACGGUGUUCCAUGCCGUACCUGUGGAGGAUCUGGGCCAGGUGCCUUUGCUCGUUCAUGUAUAUGGAGCUUACGGUAGAGAUCUCAAUAUGGAGUUCUGCCCAGUGAAACGUUUUCUGUUAGAGCAGGGCUGGGCCCUGGCCUACUGUCACAUCAGAGGCGGGGGUGAGCGUGGCCUCUCCUGGCACAGACGAGGCCGAGUAGAAGGGAAGCCGAGGGGAGUGGAGGACCUCCAGGCCUGUCUCCAUAACCUUUUCUCUUUAGGAGUCUCCUCUCCUUCACGCGCUGCCCUCACAGCCUGCAGCGCUGGAGCUGUGCCAGUGGCGGCGCUAUGCAACAGAAACCCAAACAAGAUGCGGGCUGUAACACUGCAAGCUCCUUUCCUUGAUGUGUUGGGAACCAUGGAGAAACCCAAUCUGCCUUUGACGUUGGAGGACAGAGAAGAAUGGGGGGACCCAGUGGGGAACCUGAAUCACAGGCACAUCAUCGCCUCAUACUGUCCUCUUCACAACAUUACUCCUCAGCACUACCCAUCUAUGCUGCUGACUGCUUACAGUGGUGAUCCCAGGGUUCCCCUGGAAGGUGUCCUAAAAUACGCCAAAUUUAUAAAGAAAGCCAUUCAUGCUCACUUCAGCAUGAAGCCAAAUGCAGGUUGUAAAUCAGCGCCAAAAAUAGUUCUAAACGUCCAACCUGGUGUAAAUCAUCUUGGACCUGAAGAUUUUGUGCAGAGGCUGGAGGAGGAAGCUUUUAGGCUUUCGUUUCUAUACACGGAGCUGGGCCUGGACCUUCCACUGCCUCGACGCAAGAGGAAGAGAUAGCUCAGCUGUCAAGAGGCAGUAAGGAAUGGAGCUCUAUAUUUACAGCCCUGUGAUGGCCA
Girardinichthys multiradiatus is the source of this 2403-nucleotide messenger RNA. It is a transcript of the gene prepl, whose product is annotated as prolyl endopeptidase like. Gene Ontology annotation, biological process: proteolysis. The transcript has 15 exons. Gene Ontology annotation, cellular component: Golgi apparatus; cytoskeleton. The record is from RefSeq and is a predicted model, not a curated record. Gene Ontology annotation, molecular function: serine-type endopeptidase activity. Lineage: Eukaryota; Metazoa; Chordata; Actinopteri; Cyprinodontiformes; Goodeidae. Bases 167 to 2344 code for a protein of 725 amino acids.